Molecule: messenger RNA, 2968 nt
Organism: Xiphophorus couchianus (Monterrey platyfish)
Lineage: Eukaryota; Metazoa; Chordata; Actinopteri; Cyprinodontiformes; Poeciliidae
Gene: guk1a
Product: guanylate kinase 1a
Exons: 7
Coding region: 121-756 (211 amino acids)
Biological process (GO): purine nucleotide metabolic process
Cellular component (GO): cytosol
Molecular function (GO): GMP kinase activity
Source: RefSeq, a predicted model, not a curated record
UGAUGACGCAGGCAGGCAGCACAGUUUUUAUCUAAUGGCUCUCACAUCGAGAGCUCAGGCCAGUAGAGGAAGAAUAUCCUCCGGAAACGGUCUCAGAGGCUUGGAAUAAUCUAACCCUCGAUGUACCUGAGACAUUUUACAAGACUGUUUUCAGCUAUGGCUGGACCCAGGCCUGUGGUGUUUAGUGGUCCGUCCGGGGCAGGAAAAAGCACCCUGCUGAAGAAACUUAUCAAGGAACAUGAAAAUGUGUUUGGCUUCAGUGUCUCUCAUACAACAAGAAACCCUCGUCCAGGAGAAGAGAACGGCAGAGAUUACCAUUAUGUUACACGGGAGGCUAUGCAGGCGGCCAUAAACAACGGCGAGUUCAUCGAGAACGCAGAGUUUUCUGGAAACCUGUACGGCACAAGCAAAGCCGCCGUCCAAGCUGUCCAGGCCAAGAAUCUCAUCUGUAUCCUUGACAUCGACAUGCAGGGCGUGAAGAACAUCAAGAAGACAGACCUCAAUCCCAUGUACAUCUCCAUCCAGCCGCCAUCCAUGGAAAUUCUGGAGAAGCGAUUAAGGGACAGGAAUACCGAGUCGGAGGAGAGCCUUCAGAAGCGUUUACAUGCAGCCAAGGUGGACAUGGAGUUAAGUAAAGAACCUGGCAUGUUUGAUGUCGUUAUUGUCAAUGACGAUUUGGAGGAUGCUUAUAAGAAUUUAAAACAAGCUCUUCUUGAGGAAAUUAAUAAAGUCAAGAAAGCCAAGACUUCUUUGUAGAAGACGGCACCGCCCGGCACCUCAUCCAUUCACUCCCCUAUAACUCCAGACCUACAUUUGACAUGUACAUUCCCUCAGAUGGUGAUCUGUGAAACUCAAGACAGCUUAAAUAAGGAAUCUACAAACAUGUAUUUAGAUGAAGUUGGUAAAAAAAAAAAAAAAAAGUUUUAUUUUUAAUGAGCAUUUUUAGAUUUUUAUUUUCUUUAUUCUUUGUUUGGGAAAAAAAGCUACUCCAAUGAAUCUUACUUGAAGUCUGACUUGCACAAAACAGGAAGAUUCCUGUUGUUACAGAAUUCUCUUCAGUCGGGACUGCAUGGUGCCUUGUUCGUGGCACAUGAAUCAGGGAGCAGUGUGACCCAUUCCAUCAGGUGGACAAACCAGUUUUAGGAUGUAAAGCCAGUUGAUAUGACAUGCUGGUUGUUGGCACCAAACUGUGCUCACCUGGUAAUGUCAUUUAGUGUUGAUGAAGUAGAAAUAAUCCAGAGUUGUGAUAUGUGGUGGUUAGGCAGGAUUUAAAAUUCAGGAGGUUGUUUACGUUCAGGAGGUUUAUACAAGUCAGGCAUACUUUUGAAACAUUAUUGUUAUUCCAGUGUUUGGUAAAGCCAUUCAUUUUAAAGCUGUUUUGUUGUUGUAUAUGUUAACAGUUGUAUAAGUUUCAUUUGGAUUCUGUUGUGCUCAAGUAGUUAAAUCCAAUCUUGCUUAGAGAAACAAAUCGUUUGUCAUUGUCACUUUUUUAUGUUUUAAGCGGGGAAUACAAAGUUGACUAUUUUACAAGUGUAAUUUUGUAAACUUUUAUAUUGUGUAACUUGUUCACAUUGUAGCUUUAUGUGUAUAGUGAAAUGACAUUCAUUGGACUUUAAAGCAUAAAUAAAUGGACAUUUUAAUAUAUUGUUUUAUAUAUUCCAUAAAACAAAAAAGCACACCAAAUCAAAUUAAAGGGGCAGUAUUAUGUAAACCAGGUAUUUUGUUGACUGUUGCAUUGAUUAUUUUAUGCAUGUUUGAGAAAUCUUCUAAUCUUUCCUGGCAGCCAUUCGAGUUUGCAAAACGCUUGAUGGGACCCAGAAAGCUCUGUGGAGCGGUAGUACCUAAGCUGAGUUUCUGCCUCACAGAGCAACCCUCGCCGACGCAUCCCCCAUUAAACUCCUUCAGACUAGCAGCAGCAGCAAUUAGCAAGCACCUGGUGGAACUGCUCAUCUGCUGAGCUCAUGUAAACUACUUUUCAGUUCAACACUCCUAAGAAUGACGUUAUAGGCUUAAUGGAGGAACAUUGUGAUGACAUGCUGAAGGUAUUAGUUACUUGAUUGCGCUAUUUUUAUCACAAUGUGCCUGAAAAAUACAUAAUGCUGCCCCUUUAAAGGAUGUCUAUGAUGUACUUGUAAACUAGCAUCAAUAUUUUUUCCAGCAACAAAGUAAAACUAUUAAUGGCACUUUGUAAAAUCAAUUCAUCUGACCAAAAGUUAUGUAUUCCUGAUAUUGUUGUUCACUAUUUGAGCUUAUUCUUAAUUCCAGCAAUAAAUCCUCUGGAAUACUAAAAUAUGUUACAUAUUAAAACUUCAAUAAAAUGUUACAGCUACAAAGUGCAUUAUUUGUUUAGUCACACAAGUCUAGCUCAAAAACCCAUAUGCUCAAAAACCUAGUUUAAUUUUAUUUAAAAACUGAAAUCAAUAUGUAUUUCUUAGAGGAUUUGAAACAUUUAUCACAGUUACUUUUGAUUAUUAAAGCUUACAGCUGAUGAAAACCCAAAACUUAAUUUAUCAGAAACUUUAAUUAGACAAAUAGAAAAGGCACUUAAAAAAACAACAACCUGGAAAUUAAGGAAGUCAUGAGAAAGACUAACGUGACAGUGGUCCAUUAACAUCCUCUACAAGGAGGGUAAGCCACAAAAAGAAGCCAGCAGUUCAGAGUGUUGUAAUUAGGUAAAGUAAAAGGUUACAAAAAAGUGUUGUGGAGAAAGGGAAUAUUGCUGCUGGAGCCGGUGCUCAUUGGAUCUGGUGUCUCAUUUUACUCAGUUCAUAAGUGGUUUAAUAUAAGGAGUAUCCCCACUUCACCCCAUCUCCUGCAUCUCUAUGAUGAUACUUGUCAAUGAGACAAAAGUCUCCGCUUUAUGAAUCAUUUUGUAACUCUUGAAUUGCCUUUCCUUCAUGUUCCUCUCAAGGUUGCAGUUACCCCUGUUGCUUUUGUACCCAUUAAAAACAGAUUUUUUGUCCAUUUA